CUCCUGCAAAGCAGACCAGAAUGGACGCGAAGAGUAAAGAACGUGGCAUCUUAAAACUGGAUCCCCGACCGAGGGUCAUCAUCGACAUCACAAAAUCGGAACUCACUCCUCAGCCCUCCUGCGACCAUCCACCGUCAUCUCCGCAGCCGUCGGUGGACCGGUUGUCGGUCACGUGGGCUGACCCUGGAAGCAUGUCCUCUUCAGGAGUGAACCUGUUCCACCUCCCUUCUGAGACUCCGGUCAGCAAUGAAGUCAAGUUUUCACCUACUACUGGAGAUGGCUCCGAAGACGAAGAUUACUCAGCGAGUCUAAGUGCGGUGCUCCGCCAGCGACGGGCAAGUGUACGAAGAUCUCGGAAGGGCAGAGCCAGACGCCCGUCUUCUCCAUUCCUUGCAGAUGAGAAUAGACCUAGGAGAAGGUCUUCUGUGUUUACUACAAGUUCUGGGGAUACAGCAAUAUCAAUGGAUGACGGCCAGCUAGCAGUGGUGACGCAGGAGCAAAUAUUCGAGAACAUUCAUCUUCACAAAGAAGUGCUGGGCUCCGUGAAGCAACAACCGCUCGGGAUGAGGAGGAAACUGAAGAUUGUUCAUCAGGCUAAAGCAUACAUCAAACGUCACGAAGGACAACUGCAAGAGAGACUGGCACAGUCGAAGAGCACUCGAGAUAUUUACGCAAGAUUCAACAUUUUAUUGAAUUCUGCAGCCAACACUUCAAACCUGCUGAUUCCAUGGGAGUUGAGGAUCAAGGAGAUCGAAUCUCACUUCGGAUCCGUGGUCGCGUCCUACUUCACCUUCCUUCGCUGGCUGUUCUGGGUGAACCUAGUCAUUGGUUUCAUACUACUCGUCUUUGUUAUUGUGCCUGAGUAUUUAACAGCGAAUCCACAACAAGACGGUGAAAGAAAAAUUAUUAUGGACGAAGAGAAGCGUAACGCGUCAAAUCUUUUGACUUUAUGGGAAUUCGAGGGAGUUCUGAAGUGCUCACCGAUCUUCUAUGGGUAUUAUAGCAAUGUAGAGAGAGCUCAGUAUCGCAUGCCACUUGCAUACUUCUUGACAGGACUUGCCGUGUACAUUUAUAGCUUCGUCGCCAUACUGAGGAAUUGGCGCAUAAUAUCACUCCGUGCUCUGGUUAACAUAUGUGUUGUUAUACUGCUAGCAGUGUCAGCAUAUGCCGUGGUAACAGUCGUGUCUCGCUCUGAUGACAACUUAAAAGUAAGAAGUUGGUGGCGCGAGAAUGAGACAACUAUAGUUGUCACAGUCAUCUCUAUAACAUUUCCUGUAUUCUUUGAAUUACUUGGAUUUUUAGAACACUACCACCCAAGGAAGCAACUGAGGCUGCAAUUAGCAAGGAUCAUGUUAUUGAAUCUUCUCAAUUUAUACUCUCUCAUAUUUGCCUUAUUCAGUAAAAUUGAGGGAAUGAGCAAAGAUCUGGAUUUAUUAAAACCAACAUUAAGUUUAAAUGCGACACCAAUGCCAAAUGAAGCUCUAAAUCUAAGUGAAUCUUAUACAACAACAUUGCCAGAUUUUUGUGUCGAACAAAAGGUCUCUUGUGGGCCUUGUGAUAUACAAAUAACUUUACCAGUGAAGCUAUCAGACGGAAUCGUACUAAAAACAGGCUCCGCAUCUUUUCCAAAGAAAAUCGCCCCUAAAAUACUUUUAAGACGUCCACGCGAUGAAGAAUUUGAUACAACGAGCAGUGGCAUGGAAAAUAACAUUGGAGGCAGUGAAAGUACCACAUUAGAUAGUAUUUCUCUGGGAAUUAAAGAAUUGGAACGGUUACGAAAUAUACGAAUUCAACAACCAAUAGAAGUAAUAAAUGUAAAUGACACUACAUCAGACCCAGACGAUUAUGAGUAUACCUUUUAUGACACUGAAAGUACGACAGGAGCAGAAACUGACACUGAUAUACAAGACUAUACUAAUUUUAUCUAUUCGAGUACAGUGACGGAUUUCAGUUCGUUAGAUUACACGACCACAGUUGAUAAUUAUAGUACUGACACUUCAACAGUUACAGAGCCUUCAGAAAUGCCCUCUUCUGUAAUUGAUAAUAUUAAUACAGAUACGACUUUGAAUACUGAAACUACAUUCGCUGAUACAGAAUUCUAUUCAACUUUGAGUUUACUCGAUACAACAACAGAAAUGUUUGACUUGACUACUGACAGAAUAGUUCAUACAUCUACAAAUGACAUGGUAGACACUACUACUUAUUCUAUAGAUACUACGACAAGUUCAGACGUAACAGAAAGCACAUUAAAAUAUUCUAUUGGCAGCGAUAUUAUAGAAACUUCUAGUGCAUAUUCACCGCAGCAACAAUCUACAAAUGCUAUUAACAAGGCCAAGAACUAUAGCAUUGCCACUGAAGUAACUACAGAGUCGACAACUACAACUAUGAAGCCUAAAUCACCCACGACCAUAGCUUUUUGUCCCGACUUCACAUUCAAUUGUACAAUAAACUGUAAUGGGAAAAAUAUGAAACAAGUGUUCUUUAUGUCCAAUUGCACCAUCAUAAAAAGAGUAUGUUACGUUAAAGUCUGUCCAUCAAAUGUAAAUACAGCAGUUGAUGUGGAGAACGGAAGUAACGUCACUGCUAUCGAUGUGGUGUAUUACGAUGACAACAAGAGGAAAAUGUACAAUCUGUCAGUACCUACAAAGAAGAAGUUGUUGAAACUAUGCUGGGAAACAAUGUUUGGGCAGGAACUUGUAAAAUUAACUAUGAUGGAUUUGGUCUUCGUUCUUCUCGGCACACUAUUCUUAGACUUCUUUCGUGCUCUGUUUGUGCGUUAUAUGAACAGGUGCUGGUGUUGGGAUCUUGAAAAAAAGUUUCCAGAAUAUGGAGACUUCAAAAUCGCGGAGAAUAUUCUACACCUUAUCAAUAACCAGGGAAUGAUACAAUUACGCCGUGAAAGAACUGAAGAACGUAGAAAAAUGUUCCAACUAGCUGACACCAGGAGAAGAGGUGGAUCGUCAUCUAUUGACAAUACGCCUUUUGCUAGAUGGAAGAAAGCAUUACCGUCAUUGCCAAUGAGCAAAUCAAUUGACUCUGAUGAUCGGAAAACUUUAACCGAAGAGAUGAAUGAACCGAUUAAAGUUGCUAAGAAAAAAGGUGGCAUUUUUGCUAAAAUUGUCGGCAUGGCGCUCGAUAAGAAAAGUGAUGUAGAGGCCGUUUCAGAAGUUGACAUUCCUUCACCCUCCCCGAACAAUGUAGAUGAUGAAACAGACACUGAUUUUCAUGAGACUCUACCAAGAGAAGUUUUAAAAAUCAAAGAUAUUUUUAUAAUCAAACCAGAUAAGAAAGUAAAAAACAGCGUGGAAUUCAAAACGGACGGGUCCAAAAAACAGAAAAUCAACGAAAUAUUUAAUAAGGGCUUGAAAGUGAAACUCGAAAAAAUUGAUGAUCGAACAGAAAAAAAAGCCGUGAUUGAAAAACAAAUCCAGGAUGCAAAGGAAGCAACAAAGCCAAAAAUUGUAAGAGAAAUGUCCAAAGAAAAAAACAAUGGUAAAAAAAUUCAUGAGAAACAAACAUCACAAUCAAGUACGCAAUCUAAGCAGUCGGAUUCCAUUGGUUCUGUAAUCCCAGUAAUAACUAUAAGUACUACAGAAAGUGAUGAAGAAGUGUUGUCGCACAAAGACAGUAAUGAGAAGAAUGUUCAGAAAGUGAAAGAUGACGGGAAGCCAAAAAAGCCAUCUGACCUGAAGUCUCUCCGUCGGCAAAGUAGUGUCGAGAGCAUAAGUGAAAACAAACCAUCACACGAUAAAAAGCAAGAUGGUCAUAAAUAUCAGUACUCACUGUAAUAUUAUAAUAGUACGUAGUAAUCAUUCA
This is a messenger RNA of Spodoptera littoralis (African cotton leafworm), 3816 nucleotides long. Lineage: Eukaryota; Metazoa; Arthropoda; Insecta; Lepidoptera; Noctuidae. The record is from the annotation of a GenBank genome assembly.